This is a messenger RNA of Linum trigynum, 1137 nucleotides long. The record is from the annotation of a GenBank genome assembly. NCBI's taxonomy places the organism in Eukaryota, Viridiplantae, Streptophyta, Magnoliopsida, Malpighiales, Linaceae.
UAUGCUUUACAAGCUCACAUUAUUGCGAAGAUUUCGAAUGGCGGGCUUGUGCUCUCCACAGUCCACAGCUAACUUUGUAUGGCCCAAAAGUUGGUCACUUUCGCAUUUGCAAAAUUGCAUCUUCCCACAUCCAAAGAAAACCCACUCUCACUCCACUGUCCACUCGUGUCAUCUUGAUUGCUUGGCAACCAGACAUUACAAGACCCAUCUAUCUCAUCCCUUCACCUUAUCCAAAUCCUCUCCCCAAAUUACAAAAAUCGAGCCCCUCUCUUUCUCCUCCACUGCAAAACUCUGCAUACUUAUUCAGGUAAAAGAAAGCUCCAAACUUUCCUUAUUUUACUGCCAUCCCUAACCCGCCAUCAUAAACCUUACUGCUCCCUCAUUUCAUCCCAUUGCAGGCUCUCAAACAUGGCCUCGGCAGUAGCAGCAGCAGCAACUGUAACUGGCGCGGUGGUGACCAUCGGAAACUGCAACACCGCCCAACAGAAGAGAAGCACCACCAAGAUGGUCUCCGUUGGAGGGCUCAACUCCUACGGAGGGCUAAAGGCUCACAACAGCGUGGCUGCUCUGGGCCAGUCCGUUUGCGCCGAUCAGGGCUUCGCCAAGAUUGUUAGCUCCAUGAGGAAAAGCGGCGGCGGCAACGGCGGCGGUGCUCUGUCUGCUAAGUGCAGCAGAGUUGAUGAGAUCUUCCAGAUUGCUGCAAUUAUGAAUGGUCUCACCUUGGUUGGAGUCGCUAUGGGGUUCGUCCUUCUUCGAAUCGAAGCUGCCGUCGAGGAAUCGGAGUGAGGACCCCCGGUUUUCUGGGAACUCCAUUGAACUUGGCUUCUUUUUCUUAGUGUCGUUUAUAAAGUGAAUUUUUGGUGUACAAUGAAGAACAUUUGUGGUUUAAGGUAAUAAGAACCAUGAUUCCUCUCGAAGAGCUUUGUGUUUUUUUUUUUUUUUUGGUUCCACAUUAUUCUUCACAGCUUGGAGCCUUUCUAAAUGAUCAGUCUUCUUCCAUACAAGAUCCUUGAUGCGCCAUUGAAAUUUGAAAAAUGACUUUCCCAUUUUGAACCAAUUAGUAGGAUCAUCAAUGAUCAAUCCAACCUUUUUCUAUGAUCAAUUUUGAAUGUGGCACAUUAAAUUCGGCAAUUUAGA